Messenger RNA from Cladocopium goreaui, 2194 nucleotides. NCBI's taxonomy places the organism in Eukaryota, Dinophyceae, Suessiales, Symbiodiniaceae. The record is from the annotation of a GenBank genome assembly.
UAGCCAUCAAGUCGUGAUUUCGAGUUCCACUUAAACGUGCCUCCAGGCAUGAAGUGUACUGGGUCUACUGGAUUUGGAUACUUGGUCGUUCUUUGGGCCCUCCCUGGAGUUUUUGGGCACGGAGCUCUCACCAAACCGAUGCCAAGAUUGGUUUCGGGCCAAGAAUAUUGCCCGUGGUGCGUGGGUGAGCAUCAGCCAGUAACCAAUCCAUCUGGGUCCGUCCACCGGGAUGCUGAACCGUCGUCUCCAUGUUUGAGCUCUCAACCAGGUGAUGCUCCAUACACGACAAACCGCUACAGCAGCUAUCAAUCAUACGCUGCAGCUGGAGAGCCAACUUACACGGCUGGUGGCACUAUGGAGACGAGAAUUGUGCUGGAUGCUGACCACAAUGGCGAGGCAAUUUUUGAAUACUGUCCUCACUCAGAAUCUCAGACAGAAAAAUGUUUCCGAGACAGACCAAUCUCGGAAUGGACAGAUGUGCAUGCAUAUUGGGACGCUUCGAAUCAGCUGGACCAUUGGAAAUCAGGGCAGACUUUCCCGCAGACAGUCAAUCUACCAGCUGACAUGCCUUCUGGACCAGCUACAAUCAGAUGGCUCUGGGUCUGCAAAUACACUGACGAGAUCUUCGUAUCCUGCAUGGACACAGAGAUUGUUGGAGGAAGCUCAACAACUGGGGCUGCAACAACUACCACAACUACAGUGUCUGCCUCCGGCGAAUGUAUUUGGACAGAUCCUCCAGUGGAGUUGCAACGAACUCCUCGAGAGGAGAAGGAGGGUCGCGUUUGUUGGGACUAUGUUGUACCUGUUGGUACAAAGGUUUAUUAUCAGUCCAAGACUGACAUCUAUAACAAGUGGAACUCAGAAGCCUGUUGCUUGAGUGCUGCUAGCACCUUUGGUUCAGAUGGUGGCAACCCCAACAUCGUCGUUUUCACUGCGACCAUUGGAAACUUUGGCUUCUGUGAAUGCACAGCUUGGGAUCCAAGCAACCCUGGGACUUCCUGCGCUGGGGAGGCAACGGCAGAGAACAUGGUUUGUCCUGUCCUUGGUGCUCAGAAAGAGAUGUGUGGCGAGAGUACCAAUUGGGAUGGCCUUCCAGUGGGUUGUGGAACUGUGUCUUCAACCGCUUCACCGUCUACGACUACGACAACUACGACCGCAUCCACAGAAGGAUGUUGCUACUGGGAUGCUGAGACUGGAUGCCCGGGCAAUGACUACUGUGACCAGUCAAAAUCCAAUUGCGAGGCAUCCUGCAAUGGCAAGUGGAAGUCUAUCGUUGAAACCACCGUCAGCUCUACUGCCAGUGUCACAACAACCCCUGCCACCACGACCAAGACCACUGCAGCGACAACCGCGACGAUCACGACACUUCCAACGACCUCGACCACUGAGACAGCUAUGUUUGAGCCCGUGGAUGGAGGGGUUGACCGGGUCUGUCGCGGAAGCACUCCAACAGAUAAUGCUCUCGAGUACUUUACUGUUGCAAGUGUGAACUCGCUAGAAGAGUGCAAGCAGCUUUGUAUGGCCAACAGUGCAUGCAAAGGCAUUGAGUACAUCAACAGGAGAUGUGAAAUCUGGAUGCGACCAGAGGGCAUUGGUGCAAGCUCUGAGGGUGUUGGUUAUGUUUGCCUGCGCUAUCUAGGAGGAGGCACUACUACUCAUCCAGCGAAGAGUUCAUGUGGUCAGCUUCACGACCAGUGUGGCGGCGAAAGCUACAUGGGCAGCACGUGCUGUGUUUCCGGCCUGAAGUGUGAGCUCAAGGAUACAUCGUAUUCACAAUGUGUGAUGGAUGACGCCAAUGUGGUGUCAUGCGCGCAGAUUUGGCAACAGUGCGGUGGAAACGGUUGGUACGGAUCCAACUGCUGCGUUGAGGGCCUCACAUGCGUUUGGGGCAACGAAUACUACUCUCAAUGCCUGCGGCUCCCUGGAUCGCUAUUGGAGGAGAAGCCCAAGCGAUCUCCCAGGCUGCGCAAAUCAAGGCAAGCUCUCACCAUGGAAUCAAGACCAUGGCUUGUCCAGCGUUCGAGCACGCUUAGCGCUACAACUAUUGACGCGGACUCGGAACUCUAAAGGAUCGGCUUAGGAGCUGCUGCUGAGCUGCUUAAAGCUUUAGCUUUGCACAUCUUUGCACAAUUCAGUCUCGUGGAGUGCUAUGGUGGGAGGCUGGGUGUUGUGAACCGCCAAGACUUGCAUUCAC